AUGCCUAAAAGAGCAGCUGAAGACGACGUAAACGGUGUGAACAGUGGAGCCGUCAAGGCCUCCUCCGGUUCUGUUCCUCCCGCUGCAGGUGCACAAAUUGAAGAAAAAGACGUUGAUAUGGGUGACUACGAGGACCCUUAUGGAGACGACUUUGAGUCGGAUGGAGAGAUCAUUGAGCUUGAUUCUGAAGGCGAGGAGGGCGCUACCGAAGGUGAAGGCAAAAUCGAAGAAAUCGAAAUUGACAAUAACCAGAACCAGCCCGAGAUAUACUUGCCCCACAGGUCGAAACCACUUGGUCCAGAUGAGGUGCUUGAAGCCGACCCUACGGUGUACGAAAUGUUGCACAACGUGAACAUGCCCUGGCCGUGUUUGACGCUUGACAUUUUGCCCGACAACUUGGGUAACGAGAGAAGAACGUACCCUGCGUCUUUGUAUGUGGCUACUGCUACUCAGGCCUCUAAAGCCAAGGACAACGAGUUGAUCACCAUGAAGUUGCUGUCUUUGGCCAAGACUUUGGUGAAGGAUGACGCCGAGGACGAUGACGAUGAAGACGACGAGGAUGACGAGGAUUCCGACCCUGCGAUGAUCUCCGAAACCGUCCCUCUCAAGUCCACGACCAACAGAUUGAGAGUUUCUCCCCACGCCGCCCAGACCGGCGAAUACUUGACAGCAGCGCUGCAAGAAAACGGUGAAGUGCUUAUUUACGACCUCCUGCCCCAGUACAAGGCUUUCGACACCCCAGGCUACAUGAUCCCCAAGGGUGCCAAAAGACCCAUCCACACAAUCCGUACCCACGGCAAUGUCGAAGGUUACGGUUUGGACUGGUCUCCGCUUAUAAAUACCGGUGCUCUUUUGCUGGGUGACUGCCUGGGCAGAGUGCACUUGACCAACAGAACCACCUCCAACUGGGUUACCGACAAGACCCCAUUUUUUGCAUCACAAGCGUCCAUCGAAGACAUUCAAUGGUCCACUAAUGAAAACACCGUUUUCGCUACCGGAGACUGCGACGGUUACGUGAGAAUCUGGGACACCAGAUCCAAGAAGCACAAGCCUGUGAUCUCAGUGGAGGCCUCCAAGUCCGACGUCAAUGUCAUUUCAUGGAGCACCAAGAUCUCCCACUUGCUUGCAUCCGGUCACGACGACGGCACCUGGGGUGUCUGGGACUUGCGUAACUUCAACGGUAAGGACAAGCCUUCUCCAGUUGCACACUACGAUUUCCACAAGGCUCCUGUGACCUCCAUCUCGUUCAACCCAUUGGACGAGUCCAUCAUUGCUGUGUCUUCUGAGGACAAUACUGUGACCUUGUGGGAUUUGGCUGUUGAGGCUGACGAUGAAGAGAUUUCCCAGCAGAGAAAGGAAGCUCAGGAAUUGCACGACAUUCCUCCACAGUUGUUGUUUGUCCACUGGCAGAGACAUGUGAAGGACGUCAGAUGGCACCCACAGAUUCCCGGCUGUCUUGUUUCGACUGGCGGUGACGGUUUGAACGUCUGGAAGACGAUUUCGGUGUAG
This is a messenger RNA of Candidozyma duobushaemuli, 1509 nucleotides long. Its product is annotated as ribosome biosynthesis protein. The record is from RefSeq and is a predicted model, not a curated record. Bases 1 to 1509 code for a protein of 502 amino acids. The transcript has a single exon. Gene Ontology annotation, molecular function: protein binding. Lineage: Eukaryota; Fungi; Ascomycota; Pichiomycetes; Serinales; Metschnikowiaceae.